Messenger RNA from Etheostoma spectabile (orangethroat darter), 3588 nucleotides. It is a transcript of the gene slc15a2, whose product is annotated as solute carrier family 15 member 2. NCBI's taxonomy places the organism in Eukaryota, Metazoa, Chordata, Actinopteri, Perciformes, Percidae. Bases 423 to 2540 code for a protein of 705 amino acids. Gene Ontology annotation, biological process: transmembrane transport; oligopeptide transport. The record is from RefSeq and is a predicted model, not a curated record. Gene Ontology annotation, molecular function: oligopeptide transmembrane transporter activity. Gene Ontology annotation, cellular component: membrane. The transcript is spliced from 22 exons.
CAUCCGAAGAAAAGCCACAGCUUGGCCAGCACUUGCAUCCCACAGUCAGGUCUGCGGCUGAGCUUUACACCAACCCUACUGUAGGUGAGACGGGUGCUGAUCAGCCCUUUUACUACAGCUAACUGAUCUCCUGCUUCACAAACGGUCCUAGCCUAAGUUAAUUUGACUUUUAAAUCUAGAAAUAUAAAUUUCUGUCUGAGCCUUUAUUUUUCUUACUAGAGCUGAAGUCUGCGGUGGCCUAGUCCAAGUCCAAGUUUUGUGGUGGAAUAUUAACUUUAAUUCGGCUUCAAGAGGGUAGCUUCCACAUGAUCGAGGUUUUACAGCCGUAGCCUCAGAGAGCAGAGUGGGACGGACUUGGAGACCAGUCAGGAGCUCCCGAUGCGCCAGUAAACAUCCAAAAUCUCACCAGCAAAGAAAACAAAAUGACCAAGAAACUAUGUGGGACCAAUUACCCAGCCAGCAUCUGCUUCAUUGUGGUGAACGAGUUCUGCGAACGCUUCUCCUACUAUGGCAUGAAAGCGGUGCUCACGCUCUACUUCCUCACCUACCUUCGCUGGGACAAGGACCUCUCCACCGCUGUCUACCACGCCUUCAGCAGCCUCUGCUACUUCACACCUAUACUGGGAGCUCUUAUUGCUGACUCAUGGCUCGGAAAAUUUAAGACCAUCAUCUACCUGUCCAUUGUCUACGUGAUCGGCCAUGUGGUCAAGUCGGUUGGAGCCAUUCCCACUGUGGGAAACAGCAGCAUGCACAUUGCUCUAUCCAUGGUAGGUCUAAUACUCAUAGCCUUCGGCACCGGAGGAAUCAAACCCUGCGUGGCGGCAUUUGGCGGAGAUCAGUUUGACGAGGAGCAUGGCAGCGAGAGGCAGAAAUUCUUCUCCAUUUUCUACAUGUCAAUCAAUGCUGGGAGCCUCUUGUCGACUGUGAUUACACCCAUACUGAGAGGGGAUGUGCAGUGUUUUGGUAGUGACUGCUAUGCUCUGGCCUUCGGGGUUCCUGCAGUUCUGAUGAUUGUGGCUUUAGUUGUUUUCACUGCUGGCAGCGUGCUGUACAAGAGGAAUCCUCCCCAGGGAAACAUCCUGUUGGAAGUCUGCAAUUGCAUUGGGUUUGCCAUCAAAAACCGCUGGGGGAGAUGGAAGUAUGACCCUCAGAGGAAACACUGGUUGGACUGGGCUGAGGAGAAUUACUCGAAGCGUCUGAUCGAGGAGAUUAAGAUGGUGCUGCGUGUUUUGGUGCUCUACAUCCCGCUGCCAAUGUUCUGGGCUCUGUUUGAUCAGCAGGGUUCCCGCUGGACACUUCAAGCCACAAGGAUGAACAUGGCUUUUGGAGAUGUCUUCGUCAUUAAACCUGACCAAAUGCAGAUGUUGAACGCCCUGCUGAUUCUUCUCUUUGUGCCCAUCUUUGACCUCAUCAUAUAUCCGCUCGUUGGAUUUUGCAGAAUCAACGUCACGCCUCUGAGGAAAAUGGCCACAGGGAUGAUUUUUGCAGCGCUGGCCUUCGGAGCAGCCACACUGGUAGAGGUUAACGUUGUGAAAACAGUGGUGGAUCCUGCACCUGCUGGGAGUUGUCUCCUGCAGGUCUUGAACCUGGCAGAAGCUGAUGUGAGUCUGAAGAUCCCCGGCAGCGACCUGUUUCCAGAGCCAAUCCAAUACCUUCAGGAUCCUCCAAAAUAUGAGACACUUUCACUGGAGGCAUCUGGCGAGGAGCUGAAGAUUCAAGUCACCUUCAAUGGAAAAACCUCCGAGUGUAACCACAUGCUUGAUGAACAGAAGGCCUACAGCCUCAUCUUGUACUCAGACACAACUAGUGGAAUCCAGUGCAAACAUGUGGAUGACCACAUCAUAAAAAAUGAAGAUGGGAAUCCUCUCCUGAGGUUCCUCAACACACUGCCAGAGGCAAUAAACCUAACUGUUGGACAAGUAAUGUUCCAGUUGCCCUCGAGUUACAGCAUGUCUCCUAACAAGACUGUGGAUCGGGGAGAAUACCCACAUGUCAGCUGCAGCUUACAGUCAGACCAGUGCUCUGAUCUGGACCUGGGCCUGCUGGACUUUGGAGCUUCCUACACUGUCGUACUCAUGGAGGAAUCGGGUAAGAUUGUGGCUCACAAGAUGGAGGAUGUAAGCGCCAACGACAUGCACAUUGCCUGGCAGAUUCCCCAGUACGUCCUCAUAACUAUUGGAGAGGUCAUGUUCUCCAUCACAGGCCUGGAGUUCUCCUACUCACAGGCUCCAGCCAACAUGAAGUCUGUCCUGCAGGCCGGCUGGCUGCUCACUGUUGCAUUUGGGAACGUGAUAGUGCUGAUUGUGGCGGAGGGGGCGGGACUAGAGCAGUGGAAAGAGUUCCUGCUGUUUGCUGUCCUACUGUUGGCUGUCUGCGUCAUCUUCUCCAUCAUGGCUUACUUCUACACCUACGUCGACCCUGAUCAGCUGGACAAGGUUUACCUGGAGGAUUCAGGGAAGGAGGGAAAUGACGACGAUAACAGGAAGAGAAAAACUGAAAACCUACACUUGAACAAAACGGGGAAGGGAACCAAAUUGUAACCAUACCACAUUAAAUACACCAUCUUCAUAGCUGUAGCGGAUUUAGCGCAAUAAAUAUUAACGAGUUAGCUGAAAGUAUUUCAAAUUCAAUUCCUGUUUUAUUUCUUCAUUUUAAGGUACUUUUUUGUGAUCAUUAACUAAGAUGCGAUCAUUGGACAUUUCUUGUGGUUAGAAGUUCAGUAUGUGUUUGUCACAUCCUUUAUUCUGUGUCUGUUUAUUCUGUCUAUUUGUCCUUUAUAUGUUAAACCUUUCUUAAAACUUCAGUCACUGAACAAUGUUUAACCAGAGCACAGGGAAAUAUUUACUGGAUGAGAACGAAUACUCAAAAUAGUGUUUCAAAGAAGCAAAGUACAAUGUGAUUUUUUUCCAUACAUGAUCAAUAUUAUUAGAAAUGAAUGUUAAAUAUAAUAUGCUGUAUAUUUUCUAUGAAUAUGUUGAAAUUGGUACAGUUUGCACUGUGUGCCUUUAACGAUAAUACUAAAAGGACCAUAGCCCCUGGUGGUUUUGCAUGUUACAAAUUCAGUUGCUGUAAUUAUCGUUAAGGGUGACCAAGUUUAUUAUACUGAGCAUUUGUAGCCUUAUUUGUUGUAUCGUUAUGAAAACUCUGCAUGUUAAGUCGGUAUCCUGAGAUUUCGGAGCUGGCCGCAAUCAUUCUGUGCAGGAAACAAAUCAAAUUCACAGUUGGGUUUAAUUUUUUUUUUUUAAACAAAUGUCAUUGCCAAAUGUCAGAUGUGACAGCAACAUCAAUGAAAUCCGUAGCUACGGCCCCUAAUAGAACAAAACUUGACACAGGCAAGAAAGUUCACUGAGUGAAUGUCUCUUAGAGUCUGCCAAGUGAACUGAAUUACUGGCAGCAGGUGGAGAAAAAUAAUCCAACACCUUCAAGAAAGAGUCCGCAAUAUUGUACAUGUGAUCAGUGGUUUGUUCUAAAACAUGUAAAACCAACAGUAUGGUCCUUUUUUUAAAGUCAUAUCACACUUGAUUGAAUUUGUUUUUAUUCAGGCAAAGUGUAAAUUAUGCUGCUCCCUAUAAAAGGUCUGUAAAUAGA